UUCCGUUAUGAGGUCACGGAGGGGGACUGAACCGGGGGCGCAGCAGGCGGAGAGUCGUGCGCUGGAGAACGAUAAACAUGAGAGCAAGAGACGUACUGUAUAAGCGGUAGCAGGAAACGUUUUAUUUGAAUAAGGUUAGCAAAAAGAAUAACGGAUAGCGCCGCGGAGAGUCUAAGAAGAGAGAGACUGAUAAAUACUAGUGCGCAGUCUCUUCGUUACGGGUGCGUUGAACGGAGAGAAAUCCCCUUGCUGUUAGCAAAACGGACUCUGAAGGGAGAGAGAAGACGUACGAGUACAGUGAAGAAAGUUUCCAUUUCUUGAAACAAACUGGAACUCCGACCAUAUUGUGGAACAGAAAUCAUGCUCCCCAUGUACAGUGUGGGAUAGUUUGAGUCUCAUGUGCGUUUGGACGGAUAUUUUUCUCUCCUGGUUUACGGUUACCCGGACUAAAGUUUCUUCUGGCGGAAAGUAGACUUGAACACUGUACGCCACGACCCUGGACAUUUUUUUCGGAACUUCUUUGACUGUUAUUGGAACUGCGUGCUCGUCGUGUUUCGGAGCUCCACAAGGGUAUACUAGCUCGCUGGUCUGAGCGGGGGUCCGGGGGGCGGGUAGUAGGAUUUUAUUUAAUUUUUUCCCCAUGGCCUCUUCCAGAAUGUAUCUCCUUGCAGUAUGCAUUUUGGUAUCUGUGUUUGCGAGGAGCAGCAGGGCUCUACUGUGCCUGCCGUGUGAUAAGUCUAAAUGCGAAGAGCCCAAGCACUGCACCGGGGCGGUUGUGCUCGGGAUCUGCGGCUGCUGCUCGGUCUGCGCCAAGCAGAAAAACGAGAGCUGCGGUGGGGUUUACGGUCUGUACGGGACCUGCGACCGGGGGCUCCGGUGCGUAAUCAGACCGCCGCUAAGCAGAGGCUCUAUCACGCAGCAUGAGGUCGGGGUGUGUGAAGACGAAAACUGGGACGAUGACCAGCUGCUGGGGUUCGAGCCCUGCAACGAGAACCUGAUCACCGGCUGCAACCUCAUGGAUGGCAGGUGUGAGUGUGACAGCAUCCGCACCUGCAACAACCCCUUCGAGUUCCCCAGCCAGGAGGCCUGUCAGACUGCCCUCAAGAAGAUCGAAGAGGAGCGUCCAGACUGCUCCAAGGCGCGCUGCGAGGUCCAGUUCUCCCCCCGCUGUCCCGAGGACUCGGUGCUGAUCGAGGGCUACGCGCCCCCAGGGGAGUGCUGCCCGCUCCCCAGCAGGUGCGUGUGCAGCCCUGCCGGCUGCCUCAGGAAGGUGUGCCAGCCAGGGUACCUCAACAUCCUGGUGUCCAAGGGCUCUGGCAAGCCUGGAGAGUGCUGCGACCUGUACGAGUGCAAGCCAGUGUUCAGUGUGGACUGCAGCACUGUAGAGUGUCCUCCAGUCCAGCAGGGGGAGUGUCCUCCUGACAGCUACGAGACCCAGGUCCGUCUGACGGCCGACGGCUGCUGCACCCUGCCCACCAGGUGUGAGUGUUUACCAGGUCUCUGCAGCUUUCCCCAGUGCACGGCGGGGAGUACCCCCCAAGUGGUCUCCCGCGGCGACGGGUCCCCAGGACGAUGCUGUGAUGUUUACGAGUGUAGCAACGACACCAAGCCUGCGUGCUCCUUCAACGGCGUGGAGUACCAUGACGGUGACAUGUUCAGGAUGGACGCCUGUCGCUUCUGCCGCUGCCAGGGGGGCGUGUCAGGCUGCUUUGCUGCGCAGUGUGGCGUCCUUCACUGCCAGCGCUACUACAUACCUGAGGGGGAGUGCUGCCCUGUGUGUGAGGACCCGGUCUACCCCGUGCUGAACUUCGCCGGUUGCUACGUGAACGGGGAGAUCCUGGCGCAUGGCGACCAUUGGCGUGAGGACGACUGCACGUUCUGCCAGUGCGUGAGCGGCGAGGCCCGCUGCGUGGCGGCCGCCUGCGGACACAGCUGCCUCAACCCUGUCACCGUGCCUGGGGAGUGCUGCCCCGUGUGUGAGGAGCCCAGCUACAUCACCAUGGCUCCCCCUGGCUGCCAGCUGGAGAACUGCAGUCUGGCAGAGAGAGACUGUCUUUACGGCUUCAAGCUGGACAUCACCGGCUGCCGGACCUGCCAGUGUCGCACACGAGAGGAGCUGUGCAGUGGCCUGAUCUCAGGCUGCAGUCUGAAGUGUCCCUACGGUCUUCAGACCGACGCCCACGGCUGUGACGUCUGCCAGUGUCGGCCACGCCCCAAACGCUGCAAGGCCCUGGUCUGUGACAAGGCCUGCCCCUUUGGAUACAUUAAGAACAAGCACAGUUGUGACACUUGCCGCUGUAAGAAGUGUCCAGAGCUACCAUGUGAUCUGUCCUGUCCAAUGGGAUUCCAGCAGGAUGAUCUUGGCUGCCUCAAGUGCCAGUGUAUAGACCAGACAUCUUCAUCUGUUGCUCCGUCUGUAAAGAAGGGGGCUUGUUUGUCCAUGGACGGCCGUCGGCAUGACAAUGGCGAGAGCUGGCACGACGGUUGCCGGGACUGCUUCUGCCACAGCGGCAGGGAGAUGUGCGCUCUGAUCUCCUGCCCCGUGCCCGCCUGCGACAGCCCCGCCAUCCGCCCCGGGCAUUGCUGCCCCACCUGCCCAGAUGAGUCCAGCGUGCCCCCCCCUGCUCUGGGGGAGUCAUCGGUGUGUCUGGCCCCGGGAGGGGAGUUCUUCACCGAGGGGGAGACGUGGAACAUCGAUGCCUGCACCCAGUGCACCUGCCACAGUGGGCGUGUCCUCUGUGAGACUGAAGUCUGCCCGCCCCUGCUCUGCCAGAGCCCAAUCAGAACGCAGGACUCCUGCUGCCCACACUGUCCAGACGAGCCGUCCACCCCCCCGACCCCGGGUAACGGGAGUGUGAGCAGCUACUGCCGCAGUGAGGAGGGAGACAUCUUCCUGGCCGCAGAGUCCUGGAAGCCCAACACCUGCUCCAGCUGUGUGUGUGUGGACGGCAGCAUCAGCUGCUUCUCUGAGUCCUGCCCGCCUGUGGGCUGUGCCCGCCCAGUCCUCAGGAAGGGACAGUGCUGCCCGUACUGCCUAGACGCCACGCCGCGGGCCGUGUGCCACUUCAACGGGCAGACGUACUCUGACGAGGAGCGCUGGGACAUCGACAGCUGCACACACUGCUACUGCCUGCAGGGCCAGACGCUGUGCUCCACCGUCAGCUGCCCCCCCCUGCCCUGCCACCAGCCCAUCAUGGUGGAGGGCAGCUGCUGCCCCAUGUGCUCCGAGAUGUACGCCCCCACCAACGUCCCCAUCGAGAAGACGGAUCAGCGAGACAGGAAGCAGUCGCCUCCCGCCUGGCCCACGCACGGACAGAAUGACAUCAUGCCCCAGUUCAGAGGUGAUUUCGGCAGCCUCCAGAUGCCCUUCCUGGAUGGCAAGAGCCCUGUGCCCAGGGAAGAGGGCACCUUGCAGGGCGUGGCGUGGGUGGCCCUGCCCCUGGUGCUGAUGCUGGGCCUCGUCUCUGCCCUGCUGUACGCCAACCAGAGGAAGCACUGGAUUCCCCUGCUCUGCUACCGCACCCCAACCAAGCCCACCUGUCUGAACAACCAGCUGGUGUAUGUGGACUGUGAGAAGGGCACCAAGGUGCAGGUGGAGAGCUCCCAGCGGAUGCUGCGCAUCGCAGACCCAGACUCCCGCUACAGCGGAUACUACAGUAUGCAGAAACAGAACAACCUCAACCUGCAGCAAGACAACUUCUACCAGACACCCUGACAGACUGGCGAGCACACACACACACACCACGGUUAGACACACAUAUAUACACACUCUUACACCCUGACAUGUGUUUGACAGACACACACACAACUGAACAGACAGACACACACACGACUCAACAUGCAUAUGCUGACUGACUGACAGACAGACAGACAGACAGACAGACAGACAGACAGACAGACAGACAGGCAGACAGACAGACAGACUGACAGACAGACAGACAGACAGACAGACAGACAGACAGACAGACAGACAGACAGACAGACAGGCAGGCAGGCAGGCAGGCAGGCAGGCAGGCAGGCAGGCAGAUACGACAGAUUGACAGACAGACUGAGCAGACAGACAGUUUAAGAUACCCCUGACAGCAUACAACAGUUGCAUCGCUAUGUAAAACAGAUCAACACCACAACAACAGAAGCAAGGUCACCAUGGGAACAGGACACCAAGCAAGGUCACUACAGACAUCCAUAAUCAAUGUCACCAUGACAACAAGAAGGUCAACAGAAAGACAAAAAACCACAACUAAUUAGAACAUAAACAGAUUAACGACAAUCCCCUGAAGAUGGAAUCAAACCAAACACAGGACAAUGAUGACGAUAAUGAUGAUAAUGAUAAUGAUGAUUUAAAACAAACUUAGCUAGCAAAAUGGGAGGAACUGAAUCUAGACUUUUCCUAGAUGAUUCUUUCUUUAUUGCGAGUGUGUGUUAUCAGUUUGGUGUGUAUGGAUCGGCGUUUGUGUGUGCGUGUGUGUGUGUUUAGCAUUAGAUGUACAUCUUUGGGAUCUGGGUCUCUAUGGUAUUUUCCUGCAUUCCUGCUUCGAGGAAGAACAAAGCUAAGCUUCUCUCCCUGCCUCGUUGACCUUUAACCCCUCAACUGUACCAAAGCUCCUGUCACAAACACACACACACACCUGGACCCUACACACACCUGGACCCUACACACACUUGGACGGCGCACACAUCUGAUGUGUGUGUGUGUGUGACUUUGACGCAUGUGUUGGAGGGCAGGAGGAUUGAGGCCGUGCUGUGCCGAGGACGCACCUAAAGCACAACAAGACUGAGGACAGAGGGCAGGAGGAGAGAGGGAGACAGCGGCUGUUGUUUUUUCUUGGUUAUGUAGCGCCCCCUUCUGGUGGAGGGGGAGAGGAGGGAGCAGGGUCACUGUUUCACCCAGUGGUUCAUCCCUCUAUUCCUCACUCCUCUAUUUUCUGCCCAUGUGUAUAGCUAUUACUGGCUCCUGCACCUAUCCCAGGUGUGAAGUCUGUGUCGGUGUAAAGGGCAGGGGUCAGGGGUCAGUGCUGGUAGACAGAGAUAUUUGGGUCAGUGUGCUUGUAAAAAGUUCCCUUAUCUCUUCAACCCAGAUACCCCUCCACCUGUCUCCGGAUGAUGACACGGCCUUCUCCUAUUGGAGGCUCUUUAAUCACAUGAUCUCCUCACCCCCCUCCAAAUCAGCAGAUAGAAGUUGAUUGGUUGGGAGCUAGGAACACAUUGUGUAUAUAUUAAUGCUACGACAAAAAAGAAAGGAGUUUGGGGUUGUGUGUGACUAGAUGGAGGUGUGUCUGUCUGGAUGUUUGUAUAUGUGUCUGCAUGCAUGUAUGUACAUGUGUCAGCACACAUGCAUGCACACAUGGGGUUUUUUCUCUUGUAAAUUUCUCUUGUUGGUUUUCUUAUUGAAUGUAUUUAUGAUGGAGAAGACAGGACCUGCUAGAUGGGAGCAGAACAGGAUGAGAACAAGCGCCCGGGCGGUCGCGCUUGUUUGAUGGAAGUCAGUGGAGGUGUGGAAUGAAAGAACAGAUCUGAACAGCUCACUCUUUUACUCAAUCUGCCCUUCCAUUUUACCAUGUGUCGGUCCUGAGUUUUCGUUUGGACUUCAAACAUCUCUUCCUUCCUCUUUCUCAGUCUCCACAACAUUCUCUCUCCCUUCCUCUCUCUCUCCCUUCCUCUCUCUCUCCCUCCCUCUCUUUCCCUCCCUCUCUCUCUCUCUCUCUCUCUCGCUCUUCUUUUCACAUUCUAUCCCCAAAACUCCAUUGUCAACAUUCUCAGUCCCUCACCCUCUUUCUCUCUCUAUUCCUCUCUCACCCAAAAAAGCAUACUUCCCCUCUAUUUUAUCUCUCUCCCCAGCACCUUGUCUCGUCACCUCCUGAACUACUGUACAGAUAGACACAGAAACUGGGGAGGGGGUGUCCAGGGUGGGUAACUUUCUCUGUCUAAUCUAAAGACUUGAUGUUGAAUCUUUUUCCAUCAAUCCAAGUAUUGUUGUAAAUACUUGAGUGUUGCCAAAACAAACAAACAAAAAAACUAAAUAAAAAAAAACUACAAAAAAAAGUUAGUUGGAAAAGAAAAAAAAAUUCUGAACUUAAUUUAUUGUGUUGAUGACCGAAAUAAUUUAUUGAUGAUCAGAUAAUUGAACGCGGAGGUAUGGGGGAGUGAAGGACGACUCGGCCAAGGAUGAAAGGAGGAAGGAGGACUUCCUCCUCAUCCUCUGCCAGAUAGAUGUGGUCGACCAAUCACCAAGCCCCUUCACCAGACAGACCUCCUCUGCUCCAAUAAGAGCAACCAGUUGAGAGACCAAGGGUCAUGUGAUCUCUCUUUCUCUUUCUCUCUUUCUUCCUUCAGCACCUUGUCUCUUUCUUCACACAACACCUAUCUGUACAUUACUGUUGUUCAGUGCUUAUGUAAAAAGAUAAAAUAUGUUCUUGAUGAUAAUGAUAUUGCAAAACAAGAUUUAUAAAGAGGAUAAAUGAAGAUUGGACUCUGAAUUUCCCGUAGCACAGAAGAUUUUUUUGCAAGUUCUUGUAUUAUUUUAUUUUUUUCUUUGCAGCACAAUAAAUGAUUUGAAAACUGCU
Messenger RNA from Hypomesus transpacificus, 6563 nucleotides. It is a transcript of the gene crim1, whose product is annotated as cysteine rich transmembrane BMP regulator 1 (chordin-like). Gene Ontology annotation, cellular component: extracellular region. The record is from RefSeq and is a predicted model, not a curated record. NCBI's taxonomy places the organism in Eukaryota, Metazoa, Chordata, Actinopteri, Osmeriformes, Osmeridae. Gene Ontology annotation, molecular function: protein binding; serine-type endopeptidase inhibitor activity.